CCCACUUCAAAGCUGGAAGCGGAUAUAUAACAUCCUCCAGCCUACUCUCUUUCUUCUAUAAACCAACUGCCUUUGAAAUCCACUUUUUACCACUCUUUCUUUCCUUUGCCAAAAUGUCUGACGAGGUUUAUGAGGGCGCCAUUGGCAUUGACCUUGGCACAACCUACUCCUGUGUUGCCAACUACGAAGGCACAAAUGUGGAAAUCAUUGCCAAUGAACAGGGUAGUUACACAACCCCCUCGUUCGUCUCUUUCACCGACAAGGAGCGCUUGAUUGGUGAGGCGGCCAAGAACCAGGCUGCCAUGAACCCUCAGAACACUAUCUUCGAUAUCAAGCGUCUUAUCGGUCGCCGUUAUGAGGACCCCAUUGUCAAGAAGGAUGUCGAAUCUUGGCCCUUCAAGGUCGUCGACCAGGGCGGAAACCCUGCUGUUGAAGUCGAGUAUCUCGGAGAGACCAAGACUUUCACUCCUCAGGAAAUCUCGUCCAUGGUUCUGAUGAAGAUGAAAGAAGUUGCCGAGACCAAACUUGGCAAGAAGGUUGAGAAGGCCGUCAUUACUGUCCCCGCUUACUUCAACGACAACCAGCGUCAAGCCACCAAGGAUGCCGGUGCCAUCGCUGGUCUCAACGUCCUUCGUAUCAUUAACGAACCCACCGCCGCUGCUAUCGCCUACGGCCUUGGGUCUGGAAAGUCCGAGAAGGAGCGUAACGUUCUCAUCUACGAUCUUGGUGGUGGUACCUUCGACGUUUCGCUACUCAACAUUCAAGGUGGCGUUUUCACCGUUAAGGCCACAGCUGGCGACACACAUCUUGGAGGACAGGAUUUCGAUACGAAUCUUCUUGAGCACUUCAAGAAGGAAUUCCAGAAGAAGACCGGCAAGGACCUCUCCGGCGAUUCCAGGGCCCUUCGUCGUCUUCGAACCGCUUGCGAGCGUGCCAAGCGCACCCUCUCAAAUGCCACUCAGACCAGUGUCGAGAUUGACUCAUUGUUUGAUGGUGAAGAUUUCAACACCUCUAUCACCCGUGCUCGCUUUGAGGAUCUGAAUGCCAAGUCGUUCUCCGGUACUCUUGAGCCCGUUCAGCAGGUUCUUAAGGACUCCGGCCUUGCCAAGAACCAGGUCGACGAGAUCGUGCUUGUUGGUGGUUCUACCCGUAUUCCUCGCAUCCAGAAGCUCCUCAGCGACUUUUUCGAUGGCAAGAAGCUCGAGAAGGUCAGUUUCUUGUGCCACUGUUAA
Aspergillus nidulans FGSC A4 is the source of this 1232-nucleotide messenger RNA. RefSeq lists its product as uncharacterized. Gene Ontology annotation, molecular function: ATP binding; ATP hydrolysis activity. The coding region runs from base 114 to 1232 and encodes 372 amino acids. The record is from RefSeq and is a predicted model, not a curated record. NCBI's taxonomy places the organism in Eukaryota, Fungi, Ascomycota, Eurotiomycetes, Eurotiales, Aspergillaceae. The transcript is spliced from 7 exons.